AUACUCGAUGAAAUGAUUUUAGGAUGCAUGAAUCAGUCUAUGAUUUUCAUCUAAUUCCCUUUGUUAACAAGUUAGCAUCUAUACUAUUUAUGCAGGUGCUACAACAAGUGAGAAUUUCCAGCAAUGGAGGUUGCUAGUGAAAUAACGAAAGGAGUUGUUCAGGUUCUUAUGGUUCCGGUUAAAAAACAACUGGAUUACCUGGUGUCCUACAAAAAAUACGUGGAUGAUAUGCACACCAAAAAGAAAGAUUUGGAUGUUGCAAGACUCGGUGUGGAAUCCCAGAAGAAGCAAAAUAGAGAAAGACGUCUUGAGGUUCCUGCGCAAGUCGGCCCUUGGUUGAUAGAAGUCGAACACAUGAAUGAAAAGGUGGCACACUUUCCAAGUGAAGUCCCCGGCUGUCUCGAUCUCAAGAGUAGGCACAAGCUCGGAAGGAAAGCCUUCAAGAUAUUUAAAGAGAUUGAGAGUGUUAUGGGACGAUGCCCUGAAAUUCAAGGAACUGAACUACAAAUUCCUGUGGGGAGAAUUGAUUCCAUCAUGGCGUCCACCUCUAAACCAUCAAGUGAUCAAAAUGACUUCCACUCAAGAGAGUUGACUUUUAUGAAAGCACUGGAAGCACUCGGGCCCAACCAUAGUUCCCACAUGGUAGCGUUAUGUGGGAUGGGUGGAGUGGGAAAGACCACUAUGAUGAAGAAGCUGAAGGACGUUGUGGUAGGAAAGAAAAUGUUUAAUCAUUAUGUUGAGGCGGUUAUAGGGGAAAAGACAGACCCCAUUGCUAUUCAGCAAGCUGUUGCAGAGUACCUUGGUAUAAGCCUAACUGAAACCACUAAACCAGCAAGAACUGAUAAGCUCCGUACAUGGUUUGCAAACAAUUCAGAUGGAGGAAAGAAGAAGUUCCUGGUAAUACUAGACGAUGUAUGGCAACCAGUUGAUUUGGAAGAUAUUGGUUUAAGCCGUUUUCCAAAUCAAGACGUUGACUUCAAGGUCUUGAUUACAUCACGGGACCAAUCAGUUUGCACUGAGAUGGGAGUUAAAGCUGAUUUAGUUCUCAAGGUGAGUGUCCUGGAGGAAGCGGAAGCACACAGUUUGUUCCUCCAAUUUUUAGAACCUUCUGAUGAUGUCGAUCCUGAGCUCCAUAAGAUCAGGGAAGAAAUUGUAAGGAAGUGUUGCGGUCUACCCAUUGCCAUCAAAACCAUGGCCUGCACUCUUAGAAGUAAAAGUAAGGAUACAUGGAAGAAUGCACUUUCUCGUUUACAACACCAUGACAUUAACACAAUUGCGCCUACUGUUUUCCAAACUAGCUAUGACAAUCUCCAAGACGAGGUGACCAAAGCUACUUUUUUGCUUUGUGGUUUAUUUCCAGAGGACUUCAAUAUUCCUACUGAGGACCUACUGAGGUAUGGCUGGGGAUUGAAGUUAUUUAAGGGAAUGGAUACUAUAAGAGAAGCAAGAUACAAGCUGAACUCGUGCAUUGAGCGGCUCAAGCAUACCAAUUUGUUGAUUGAAGGUGAUAAUGUUAGGCACGUCAAAAUGCACGAUCUGGUGCGUGCUUUUGUUUUGGAUAUGUUUUCUAAAGCUGAGCAUGCUUCUAUCGUCAACCAUGGUAGUAGUAAGCCAGGGUGGCCUGAAAUUGAAAAUGAUGUGAGCUCCUCAUGCAAAAGAAUCUCAUUAACAUGCAAGGGUAUGAUUGAAUUUCCUGGUGAGUUCAAGUUUCCAAAUGUCUCGAUUUUGAAACUUAUGCAUGGAGAUACGUCGUUGAAGUUCCCUCGAAACUUUUAUGAAGAAAUGGGACAGCUUCAGGUUAUAUCAUAUGAUCAUAUGAGAUAUCCAUUGCUUUCCUCAUCGCUUGAACGCUCCACCAACCUUCGAGUGCUUCUUUUGCAUCAAUGCUCGUUGACGUUUGAUUUAUCUUCUAUUGGAAACUUGCCAAAUUUGGAAGUUCUCAGCUUUGCUGGUUCUGAAUUUAAUAGGCGACCUUCUAUAAUCGGAAAUUUGAAGAAGCUAAGGGUACUAGAUGUGACAGGCUGUUAUGGUCUUCAUAUAGAUAAUGGUGUCUUUAAAAAUUUGGUCAGACUUGAAGAGCUCUGGGCUUUUGGAAGGGGUAUUAGCAUCACAGGUGAUGACUUCAAUGAAGGGGCAAAACAUUGGAAGAACCUUUCUGCCUUGGAGUUUGAGUUCCAUAAAAACAAUGCUCAACCGAAGAAUCUUUCAUUUGAGAAUCUUGAACGAUUCAAGAUCUCAGUGGGACGUUCUUUAAAUAAAGAAUAUUCAAUGGAGAGAAAAUAUUCAUUCGAAAACACAUUGAAGUUGGUAACCAAGAAAGGUGAACUAUUGGAAUCUAGAAUUAAUGAGUUGUUUGAGAAAACGGUGGUGCUUUGUUUAUGUGUGGACGAUAUGAAUGAUCUUGAAGAUGUAGGGAUGAAGUCCUCACUUUGUCCUUUGUCCUCCUCGUUCUGCAAUGUAAGAAUGCUUGUUGUUUCGGAGUGUGCAGAGUUGAAAUACCUUUUCACACUGGGUGUUGCAAAUGUUCUGUCAAAUCUUGAGUUUCUUGUAGUUUUCAAUUGCUUUGCUAUGAAAGAACUCAUACAUGUUGAGAGUGGUGGAGAAGAGAGAGUUACAUUCCCCAAGUUGAUAUCUCUAUCUUUGAAAGGACUACCACAACUAUUGAGUUUGUGCGGGAAUGUGAACGUGAUUGCGCUACCACACCUCAUGGAGUUAAAAAUUAAAGAAAUUCCAAAUAUCACAAGCAUUUAUUCCAAGAAUAAUUCGGCAACAUCCUGCUUUUUAAGAGGAGAGGUUUUGAUUCCUAAGCUUAAGCGUCUGCACAUUGAGCGUAUGGAGAAUUUGAAGGAAAUAUGGCCUUGUGACUUUGGGACGAGUGAGGAAGUUAAGUUGAGAGAGAUUGAAGUGGAUGAUUGUAAGAAUCUUGUGAAUCUAUUUCCGUGUAAUCCCAUGCCAUUGUUGCAUCAUCUUGAAGAGUUAACAGUCAGUGAUUGUGGUUCCAUUGAAGUGUUAUUCAACAUCGACUUGGAUUGUAUUGGUGAGCAAGGGCGGACGCAGGAUUUCACAGUAGGGGUUGCACGAGAAAGUCAGGAAUUGCGUGAUAGUAGAAAAAAUAAAAAUUUUGAAAAUUUUCAAAAACUUUUUCACUGCGGCCGGAAAAGUCAAGGGUUGCCGGUGCCACCCUGGACCCCCCCUAAACCUGCCCUUGUUGGUGAGACCAGAGAAGAAGGUGGUACCUACAACUUGAGAAAAAUUAAUGUAAGGGGAUUAAGGAAGCUACAAGAGGUGUGGAGGAUAAAAGGUGGUGAAAAUAACUCUGGAAUCCCUAUCCGUGGCUUUCAAGCAAUUGAAAGCAUAGAUAUUGCAAGAUGUAACAGGUUUAGAAACGGAUACUCACCUACCACCACCAAUUUUGAUAUGGGGGCACUCACCUCUAUGUCUAUAUUUAAUUCGGGAGAAAUUAGAAGAAAAUAUGGAUCGGUGGAAAGUAGCCAAGGGAAAGAGAAUACUCUGUUCCCUCCCGAUCUCAUACACUCGUUUCAUAACCUCCGUGAUCUUCAGUUGAUGAGAUAUGAAGGAGUGGAGGUGAUAUUUGAGAUGAAGAGUACUCCACCAAGUCAAGAUAAUCAACAUCGAAUACUUCCCAACCUUGAAAACAUGGAAAUUAGUAAUACAGAGAGUAUGAGUCACGUGUGGAAGUGCAAUUGGAAUGAGUUCUUAACUCUUCACGGAAAAACGACAGAAUCCACAUUCCACAACCUCACAACCAUACACUUGUACAGAUGCAAACGCAUUAAGUACUUGUUUUCACCUCUCAUGGCAGAACUUCUUUCCAACCUAAAGAGAGUCCAUAUAGAAGACUGUUAUGGUAUGGAAGAAGUUGUUUCAAACAGAGACGAUGAAUAUGAAGAAAAAAUAACAUCAACAUCAACAUCUACCCACACAACACGCACCACUCUCUUCCCUCUUCUUGAUUCUCUCAUUUUAGAUGACCUGCAAAAUCUCAAGUGUAUUAGUGGUGGUGGUGCCAAGGGUGGGAACAAUGAAAUAUCUUUCAACAGUACCAUUACAACUACCUCCUUUCUUGAUCAAUAUAGGUUUUCUCAAGGGGAUGGUGUUUCUUGGAGCUUAUGCCAAUACGCUAGAGAGAUAAGUAUAAGUUACUGUCAUGCAAUGUCAAGUGUGAUUCCAUAUUAUGCAGCAGGACAGAUGCAAAAGCUUCAAGUGCUGAGAAUAUACUCUUGCCAUGGGAUGGAGGAGGUGUUUGAAACUAAAGGGAUCAACAAGAGUGUUAUUAUGCUUGAACUGGCCAACCUAAAGAUAGUGACAAUUAGUCAUUGUGACCUUUUGGAACAUAUAUUCACACUUUCCACACUUGAAAGCCUCAUACAACUUGAAGAGUUAAUGAUAGAGAGUUGCAAGGCAAUGAAAGUGAUUGUGGUGAAGGCAGAAGAACAUGGGGUAGAGAAAACAACAAUGGCAUCUUCCUCUAAGGUUGUGGUCUUUCCUCGUCUAAAGCGUAUUAAACUAAUUGAUCUACAAGAGUUGGUGGCUUUCUUUUUAGGGGCGAACGAGUUCCAGUGGCCUUCAUUGGAAAAGGUUGAAGUCGAUGGUUGCCCACAGAUGAAGGUGUUCACAGCUUGUGGGUCAACAGAUCUAUCGCUGAAGUAUGUGGAAGAUGGGUUAGGCAAACAUAGUCCUGAAUGUUGGUUUAACUCUAAUGUGACAACCACUACUAUUGGUCAGCUUCAGGAGAGUACAAGCUUCUCCUGCCUUGCUGCUACUUCAGAAGUGAUCCAUUGGUCUUAGUUGAAAGUGUAUUUUUCCUUGUAACAUCCCACAGGGAUAUAGAUCGAUAUUUAUAUACAAUAAUAGAUACAAAGGAUAAGUACAAUCACUUAGGAUCCUUAUCUAUACAAAAUAUAAUUGAUCUUA
This is a messenger RNA of Lactuca sativa (garden lettuce), 4935 nucleotides long. RefSeq names its product disease resistance protein At4g27190. Gene Ontology annotation, molecular function: ADP binding. The record is from RefSeq and is a predicted model, not a curated record. NCBI's taxonomy places the organism in Eukaryota, Viridiplantae, Streptophyta, Magnoliopsida, Asterales, Asteraceae.